AUGGUCAACAUCAUCCUCUCCACCUUCUUCGUUGCGCUUACGAGCGCGACUCGACUCCCACGCCAUGCAGAUGACAUGGACGUAAAUCCUACCACCCAAGCUGGAGCAGCAGCACCCUCUGAAGCAGUCAAAUGGGUGUAUGUUACUGCUACUGACUACAUAACUGUGUAUCCCACAGCAUCACAAGCACCUGCACCCACCCCACCAGGUUCGGUUCCUAUCGUAGAAUCCAAAAAACCCAGUGCUAUCCCGAGUUUAGCACUCAGCAGUAGCUUAAUUCCGUACGGUUCGGGACUCCCGGGACCUUCCCCACUGUCUUCUGCCACCAUUGUUGUUUCCAAAGCUCCAGAGGCAAGCACCACUGCCUGUAAUAAGGCGAGCUCAAGCAUGGCAGGUCCACCAACUCAGCUCCCCGCAUCCUUGACACUUGUUCCGCAUGGCUUUCCCGGUUACAAGCCAGCACCUGCAUCCUGUGCGGCACCAGUGGCUCCAUUGAGCUCUGCAACUCCGUCAGCCCUGACGCCCACGCCCACACCAACCAGCAUGGCCGCCACAAGCACUGCGAUCGUCAUCGUCCCCACCAGCCUCCCCGUCGUCCUCGCCAGAUCCUUCAACUGGUCGAAAGACUCCCUCUCGAUCGCAGUCGACAAGCGCCAGGAUGACGAGAGCGAGAGUAGCUCGACACGCACAACUACGAUCAAGACGACGAUCGUGACGAGCAGACUCCCCAGCUCGACUCUACGCUCUGCGCUUUCGUCAACUGCUAAGCCUUCGAAGACUGAUUCCGCUACGGUCGUCACGUCUGUUGUCGUCGGACGAUGGGCGCUGUCCGUACCCGUAUCAUCCUACGCGUUUGCGGUUGACGGCGACGAGUACAGUCGUACUAGUCCUAGUUACGGACUUCAUUUUGACGGUGGCGGCGAGCGCGCCGCCAGCGUGUUGCGGUGGCUGAUAUGGGCAGCGACAGUCAUGGCUGAUCAUUAA
Messenger RNA from Parastagonospora nodorum SN15, 984 nucleotides. RefSeq lists its product as hypothetical. Bases 1 to 984 code for a protein of 327 amino acids. The transcript is spliced from 3 exons. Lineage: Eukaryota; Fungi; Ascomycota; Dothideomycetes; Pleosporales; Phaeosphaeriaceae. The record is from RefSeq and is a predicted model, not a curated record.